Molecule: messenger RNA, 1662 nt
Organism: Cololabis saira (Pacific saury)
Lineage: Eukaryota; Metazoa; Chordata; Actinopteri; Beloniformes; Belonidae
Gene: tecrb
Product: trans-2,3-enoyl-CoA reductase b
Exons: 11
Coding region: 157-1206 (349 amino acids)
Biological process (GO): very long-chain fatty acid biosynthetic process
Molecular function (GO): oxidoreductase activity, acting on the CH-CH group of donors
Source: RefSeq, a predicted model, not a curated record
GGAGUACAGGAGAGACAGAUUUAUUUCCACAGCUGAAUGCUGCCUGUCUUCUCCCCAGCUUUGGCUGGAUCUGAGAUCAGCUGCUGAGAGGCAGUGUCACUGGAAAAGUGUGGGGAAGAAGGGAAUCAAACUCAGAGCAGGAGGAGACCAGGCGACAUGGAUGCCUUAGCACUAGAGGCCACCAGUGGUAAAAAGACGAGCUCUGUGGCGGGGGCGGCCGCCCCGUCGCCGCCUCAAGCCCCGGCCAAACGCAAACCUGCUAAAAAAGCUAAAAAGGCUGUUGUUUUCUUUGAGGUGGAGAUACUGGAUGCCAAGACCAAGGACAAGCUCUGCUUCCUGGACAAGGUCGAGCCAAAUGCCACGAUUGGGGAGAUCAAGUCUAUGUUCCACAAGAGCCAUCCUCAGUGGUACCCAGCCAGACAGUCCAUUCGCCUCGAUCCCAAGGGGAAGUCUCUAAAGGAUGAGGAUGUUCUGCAGAAUCUCCCGGUGGGAACCACAGCAACCUUCUACUUCAGAGACCUCGGAGCUCAGAUCAGCUGGGUCAAAGUUUUCUUGACAGAAUAUACCGGGCCUUUGGUCAUUUAUCUGUUGUUUUAUUUCCGUGUUCCCUUCAUCUAUCCGCAAAAAUAUGACUUCACCACCAGUAAACACUGGGUUGUACAUCUUGCGUGUAUGUGUCACUCCUUCCACUACUGUAAGAGACUCCUGGAGACGCUCUUCGUUCAUCGCUUCUCUCACGGAACAAUGCCACUGAGGAACAUCUUCAAGAACUGCAGCUACUACUGGGGCUUUGCUGCAUGGAUGGCCUACUACAUCAAUCACCCGUUAUAUACGCCGCCCAUGUACGGGGAGCAGCAGAUCAGACUGGCCCUCAUCAUAUUCUUGUUCUGUCAGAUUGGCAACCUUUCCAUCCACGUUGCCCUCCGGAACCUCCGUCCACCAGGCUCUAAGACCAGGAAGAUUCCCUACCCAACCAAGAACCCCUUCACCUGGAUCUUCCUGCUGGUGUCCUGUCCCAACUACACCUACGAGCUGGGCUCCUGGUUCGGCUUCACUCUGAUGACGCAGUGUCUGCCGGUGGCCUUCUUCACCCUGGUGGGUUUCAUCCAGAUGACUGUUUGGGCCAAAGGGAAGCACCGCAGCUACCUGAAGGAGUUCCGCGACUACCCUCCUCUCCGCUCGCCUAUUCUGCCCUUCGUCUUGUAGACAGCUGACCUGCCCCCCUACCCAGCUCUCCUGUGUCCAAUUCUAACUGUGAAGAUGCAACUUGUUAGACUUGACUGAUAGAUUUUAAGUUUGUCCCUUCAUUCAAUCAGGCUGAGUGUUUCCUUUCUUGCAUUCAGUUCCUGCUUCGAAUGAAAAAUUAAAAUACUAGAUAGAUUUGCGCUAAUUUCUUUUUGUAUUACAGGCAACUAUAUUCUGACUGGUUAAUUGACUUGUGUGUUUUUCAUCUCCUGGAGCACUCUUCCCUCUCAAACCGCAGAGUACACGAAUGCUCUGUUUGCCUCACCCGUUACUGCUGACUUGAGGGUUGAAUGUGCUCCUGGUGAUAUUCAGUAUAAUUCUUCAGUUUAAAUACCCAUAAAUUUCAAAUCUAAUCUCAUAACAGAAUUUAAUGUUGUUGACUUCCAAGGUAAUUUAUUAAAAAAAAGAUCAAUCAGA